Molecule: messenger RNA, 750 nt
Organism: Seminavis robusta
Lineage: Eukaryota; Bacillariophyta; Bacillariophyceae; Naviculales; Naviculaceae
Source: the annotation of a GenBank genome assembly
AUGGUACAAGGAGGAGAUCAUAAUCAAUUUUCUGGAACGGGGGGUUAUGCAGCCAACGGUGGCACAUUCCCUGACGAGAAUUUUCAUGUGGCUCAUGACCGGGCGGGAGUGGUCAGCAUGGCCAACAAAGGCCCAAAUACCAACAGCAGUCAAUUCUUCAUUACCUUGCAAGCUACUCCUCAUUUGAACAAAAAGCAUGUCGCUUUUGGACAAGUGAUUCAUGGGAUGGAUGUUGUGCAAAGAAUGGCUACAGACGUAGAGUUGGAGGGAGACCGUCCAGCUGCAAUGCAGAAAAUUGUCAUCACGGAUUGUGGGGUAGGCAAGGGGAAUAAGGAUGAUGAGAGUGAUGAUGAAGACGGCGAAGCAAGUAGAAGGGAAGGCCACAAACGACGGAAAAAGAAAAAGAAAAGCGACAAAAAGGAAAAGAAGAAACGGAGGCGAAAGGAAGACGAGGCGGAUCGAAAGAGACACAAGAAGCAACACUCUUCCCGUCGAAAAAGACGCAAAGACUCCAGCGAUGAUUCAUCUGCUGACAGUGAUGAAUCGACUGAUGGUAGCUCAGACAAUUCCUCGAGAAAGAGACGUAGGAAGAGAAGCGAUGACAAACAUCGCUCAUCGUCGCGGAAACGAAGUCGCAGCAAGUCAUCCUCUAAGAAAGAGCGGAGACGAUCCAGAGAGUCCGAUAGGUCGGCAUCGACAUCCUCCUCUGAUUCAGGCGAUUCCAAGGGACGACGGAAGAGCAAUCGUUAG